AUGGAAAGUCAAGAAAAUUCUGAAAUAAUAAAAGAAAGCUUGAUUGCUCUAGGCUUUGAAGAAUGGAAAAUUAACAUCAUCCUCUCAUUUGCAAAUUCUUGUGAGCAAGCCAUUGAUCUUAUUUUAUAUAAUGAUUGAGAUUCAAUUGAUUUAGAUUCUAUAAAAAAUGAACCUAUUGUACAAACAGAAAACUCAAUCAAUCCUGAAUCAGCCGGAAAUAAUGCAGAGAUAAUAAAGAACCUACGGGAGAUGAUUCCUGGCUGUGAAGAAUUACAUGAAAAAUUGAUGCAAGACAUAGUCACGAAUGAUGAAAAUAAAGAGAAAAUCUAUUUAAUGGCCCGAGAAAUGGGCUUUGACGAUAAAAACUCAAGGUGAGCAGCAGAUCAAUUUGAUAAUUUGGAAAGCGCUGUAAGUUAUUUAGCAGAAAGGGCUAAAGCAGACGAAUUAAGCCAAAUAAAAACACAGAUAUACAUUACUGCUAAAGAAAUGGGCAAGGAUGAAGCUACAGCUACGAAGGCAGGGUUUGAAUUUGACAGCCUUGAAGAUGCUAUUAAAUUUUUGUCAAUAGAAGAAGAAGUCAAACAAUCAGAAAAUAUUACAAUAAGUCAGCCUAAUGAAGAAGAAAAUUCUAAAAAAAUCAAUGAAACUAAUCAAUUCACUGAAGAAACACCAAUUGCUGCCUCACGGUCAUACACUGGUAGAGAAGAUGAAGGAGAAAUUUCAAGUGCAAUAAAUAAUGAAGAGAGAUCUAUUUUAAAUACUCAAGAUUCUAGCAUGCAGAACCAAAUAAAUUCUAAUCAAGGGAAUGGAGAGUUUAUGUUCGAAGAUUUAGAAGGCUUUAUUCAUCAAGGAGUAAAAAUCUCAAACGAGCCCAGUAUUCAGCCUCUAUAUUAUACUGAUUAUGAAGAAGUAUAUGAAGAAGAGGAAUGUGAAGAAUAUGCAGGGCAAAAUUUAUAUGCAGCGGAAAAUGCUGAUAAUUAUGAAGGUGAUUUUAAUGAAGAAAAUCAGCCCGACGAAAUGGGACUUGAAGAGUUUGGCAUAAGAGUAGAGGAUAUAAGUGAGGAAAGAAAAGAAAACGGUGGGGAAAGGUGAAUUUCUUCUGAGCCAAUAAACAUUAAUGGGGAAUAUGUAGAAGGGAUAGAUAGAGAGCACAUCAUGGAUAUUUUAACUCACCCAUCUGUAAGCGAACAAAACAUUAGAAAAUCCCUAUUUUUUGCCCAAAAAACCCACCCUCUGUGAGCAAACAAAAUUUUUUUUAAUAUAACAAUUUUUUAUGAAAAAAGAUUUGAUAUAUAAGUAAUAAUUAUUAUAAUGAAAUCUCUAGCUAAUUCUGUUAUUUUUAAACAGCUGACAUUUUAAAAAUAAAUUUCACAAAUUAAAUUAAUAUUUGCUUUAAAAUUACUUUGAAAUAUGUAUUUUUUAAAUUUCAAAAAAAAAAAAUUUGCUAUAAAAUUUAUAUAUAAAUUUUUAAAAAAAUUAACCCCGAAACAAAAUUUUUUGUUUGCUCAAGGAGCGGGGGAGUAAGCAAUAUUAUUCCUGUAACAGGACUAUCUGAAGAAGCAAAGUCAAGAAUUGUUGAGUUCAUGUAUGACGGCGAAAUUCUUUGUAAAUUAAAUUAAAAUAAGAAUUCGGCCAUAAGUUGCAACCCACUAGCCAUCGCCUCACCUCGGCUCAGCCACAGCUCCAGAACGAGAUUCUGAUGCUACCAUACUUCGUCCGACACCAUUUUGGAUUUCCGACCUGGACCACCUGUCCAGAGGAUUAACUCCCUUGGGCAGAGCCAGUGUCUGUCGAGUGCCCCGAUGGUAUGGAUGAGGAAAGACUAUGUGUUAGGCAAAACAUGUCUCGCGCAUCCGGCAGGAACAGAAAACCUUCGGGGAAGAAAACAAAACUUUCCUCUUUGGCAAGGCAUCCCCAAGCCUGAAGGCCUAGCAUAAGAGGGACAGAGGCCCUACUUUCAGCUUCAUCAUGAUGGGUCCUACCUUCUCCAUAGGGAGUGCACCUCGAGUCCAAUUUCCGUCAACGUCACCUUUUUAUUUAUAUUCUUUGUAAGGAAUGUGUCAUUUGUUGUGACAAAUUCGAAGAGAAGGACGUUCUUUAUAAACUACCAUGCAGUCACAUUUUCCACAAAGACUGCUUCUUGAAGUACGCUGAGAGGAGUGAGAGUUGUCCCUUAGAUCGACAAAAAAUUUAA
Messenger RNA from Blepharisma stoltei, 2194 nucleotides. Lineage: Eukaryota; Ciliophora; Heterotrichea; Heterotrichida; Blepharismidae. The record is from the annotation of a GenBank genome assembly.